Loxodonta africana (African savanna elephant) is the source of this 1285-nucleotide messenger RNA. It is a transcript of the gene TPD52L2, whose product is annotated as TPD52 like 2. The record is from RefSeq and is a predicted model, not a curated record. The transcript is spliced from 6 exons. NCBI's taxonomy places the organism in Eukaryota, Metazoa, Chordata, Mammalia, Proboscidea, Elephantidae. The coding region runs from base 97 to 789 and encodes 230 amino acids. Gene Ontology annotation, cellular component: cytoplasm.
UCCUCGGCGCGCGACUCCCCGGCGCGGCCCGCCCGGCUCCUCGCGCGCCCGCAACCCCGGCUCCGACGCCUGCUGCGGCCCGGCAGCCACCUAAACAUGGACUCCGCCGGCCAAGAUAUCAGCCUGAACUCUCCUCACAAAGGUCUGCUGUCCGACUCCGUGAUGGACGUCCCUGUUGAUGCAGGCGUGGCUGCCCGGACCCCUGCUGCCGAGGGCCUGACGGAGGCUGAGGAAGAGGAGCUGAGGGCUGAGCUCACCAAGGUGGAAGAGGAAAUCAUCACUCUGCGUCAGGUCCUGGCCGCCAAGGAGAGGCACUGUGGGGAGCUGAAGAGGAAGCUGGGCCUCUCCGCCCUGGACGGGCUACGGCAGAACCUGUCCAAGAGCUGGCACGACAUGCAGGGCUCCAGCGCCUAUAUGAAAACUUCUGAGAAACUUGGGGAGUGGAAUGAAAAAGUGACCCAGUCUGACCUCUACAAGAAGACUCAAGAAACACUCUCCCAGGCAGGACAGAAGACUUCGGCUGCCCUGUCCACUGUCGGCUCCGCAAUCAGCAGAAAGCUUGGCGACAUGAGUCUAAAGUUGUCGGCGGCAGAGAGAACGGCAGAGACAACCUUCCUUCUCCGACAGGAUGCGGCGACAAGCCCCUGCCCGACCACACCCCUUUCUAAGCCCCAGCAGCUUUGCCCAGCCAUGGAACGUGUGCAAGCACCCCUGAACCCAUCACAAUUGCAACUCUGUGCAACAGGAACACCCACCAGCCCCCGGUGGGAAAGGAUCGGGCCUGUGUGAGGACACGCUGCCAGGCCGCAUGGGUCAGCGCGCAGCCUGGGAUGCAGGCAUUUUACACUAAGGUUUGCAGAUGGGGCAGAUAACUGUGCCAUCCUUCCUGGGGGUGCAGGAAGUGGACAGGCGGUGAAUCCUCAGGGGUCUUGAGCCAGCACCCACACUCUCUCUUGGAAUCUCAUGAGCACAUCAGGAUGGUAGAGGAAUGGGAAGAGCUGUGAGUGUAGAUAGUGCCCUUUCCUGACUUCUCCUCCUCCUCCGCCUCCCAAGCCCAGGAGUGCAGUCACCCAGAGAGCUCUGCUUGAGCUGUAGUUUUUAUUUCAAAAUGUGGAACAAGAAAACUGUCCAUUUUCUCUGAGAUCCCCAGGAAGGAAACUAGUAUUAGCAGCCUAAUUGUUACACUAAUGAUCUAGCUUUAACAAAAGUAAAUUCUUUAUUUUUUAAACACAGUGGACUUUUCAAAAAUUAAAACGAAGCAAAGCAGCUUUAACCUCACAGAGAA